This is a messenger RNA of Brassica napus (rape), 3121 nucleotides long. RefSeq lists its product as uncharacterized. The record is from RefSeq and is a predicted model, not a curated record. The coding region runs from base 497 to 1489 and encodes 330 amino acids. Lineage: Eukaryota; Viridiplantae; Streptophyta; Magnoliopsida; Brassicales; Brassicaceae. The transcript has 2 exons.
GAGGAAGGUAAGCGAGGAGAAAGAGGAACCAAGAGGAAGGAGAGAAUCUACGGAUUCGUACAGAGGAAGGCGAAGCAACAGUGACUGUUUCCCUCCGAUUACGGCAAAUAAGGUCGCCGUAAGUGUUGAUUUUUCCCGGGGAAGUUUCCGUUUCUUGGAUGAUAUGUUUUGGAAUCUGGCGCCGUUGUUCUGUUCGUGUUAGAUUAUCAAUCUUUGAAUUUCAUGAAAUGGAACUUGCUAUGGACUAUGGUUGAAGAAGAAUGGAUUCUUUAUUGGAUUUAAAUUAACUCUAGUUUUCUUUCUUUUUAUGGAUUUGACAUUUACGUUUGUAUAUAUAUGAUAUAUCUGUCAUGGCCACCAAAAACUUUGUUUGUAUGUUGCGUUUUGAGAUCAGUCUAUUCUUAAUCUUAAUGCAAUCACAAUCACUACUUCACCAGUAGUAUUUAAGUGAAAGUUGUAGUCUUGUUAUUAGUGGAGGUAACUAUGAUCAGAUAAGAUGUUUUUUUCUUAUUAUCACCAGGGGACUUUGAUCAUGGAUAAUCCAGAGAGGUUUGACCAAACGAAUCAAGGCUCUAGCUCUUCUAUUCCAAGUAAGAGGAAAAGGGGUCGUCCUCGCAGUGAUGAAGUCCAACAACUGAACCCACCUGUUACCGCCAUUGAUGAGAAUCUGAUAGGUCAGAUGGUUUCUGGUGUGGUUGAAGGUUCUUUCGAGGCUGGCUAUUUUCUCAACGUGAAGGUCGCUGACACGGAUAAGCAAUUUAAAGGCAUUGUUUUCUUACCUGGCAAAGUCACUCCAGUUACUCCAACAACUGAUUUGUUUCCCCAAGCUAAAAUGUAUGCAAGAGAAGUUCCUUCUCUAAACCAACAAACUCCAACCACUCAGUCCAAGAGAGACGCUGGGAAUCAAACUGAUUUUCAUCCUAUGAGCGAUGAGGGUGUUGGUUCUGAGGCUAUUGAUACAGAGAUGAAAGAUGUUGGUGGCUCUUCUGCAGAGGAUAAACUCACUGAACCUGAAGGCCAAACCCUCUCUCUGAUGCCACAGUUUGCCAGUGAUGAUGCACCCAAAGAUGACCAUACCGUCCUGAGAUCUGAAGCCUGUGGAGCAACACUUGAAACGAAUCCAACGCAGGCCACGGGAUCUAGCUCUACGCUAAGCCUUGACCUCUUUCAGAAUGAGACUAAGCGAUCCGGAUUAACUGAGGACGAGGAAUCUCCUAAAGACGCUGAAACUCGUGGAAUGGAGGGAAAAACGGUUUCUCUCGUUGAUGAUGUGCCAGAGGAGCUUCAGCUAGAGCUUGGCAACAAGAAAAUGAGUGCUACAUCCAAUGCAGCUGAAACAAAUCCUGAUCAGGCUACUUCAUCAAAAGGUGGGCUCUUGGCGAACUUGUUUGAAAGUAGAGAAGAAACAGCGAAAGGGCCAGAAGAAACUAAUGCAGGUUCAGGGAGUGGGGCAACAACAACAACACAAGUAGAUGAUAAUGAUUCUUGAGAAAUUGAUUGCAACAGCAAAAACGCUAUUGGUAUGACUCGGAAACUGAAGAGCUUUUGUUUCCCUUCAUUUGGUUGGAAACUUAGAAUAGUCGGCAUAAUUAUCAGUCUCUCUCUCUCUCUCUUUUUGUUGCAUUAUGUUGUUGCCCUUUUUCAACAAACACACAUUUUGGCUAAAUCUUUCUUUUGCAUUAGGUUUCUCCAUUCACGUUUAUGCAACUUCGGUGAUUCUUUCAGUCCCCAUUUUCAGGAAGAAAAGACGAAAUACUAAUGCAAAAUGAAAAUAGUGACUAAAGAGGUUUGAAAUUAGGAUUGUGAAGCUCUGGUGAAGUUUCUUACUUCAGCCGAAAUAAUUUCUAGAUAUGAGCUUUUUGUUUGUAUUUUUCUUUUUUCAGAUAUUUUUUGUCUUUCGGCGUAAAGCUGACUCCGGAAAAUCUCAAAAUAUUAUUUACAUUUGAUAAUGUGGACAAAUAUACGAAGCCCAUAAUGUGGACAUUUUACGAUUUUCAUUCUUUUAUAUUUCGAAAAUGCAUGUCAAAUAGACUAAGGAUAUGCAGUAUACAAAUACAGCCAUCAUGUGUUUCACCGUAAGCCAUCAUGUGUUUCACCGUGUAAAUCAUCAUGUAUUUUCUUUGGGAUACAAAUACUUAAGCUCACCAAUAAAUAUGAACCACGAAACCUAUUAUGUCAAAUGUUAUUUUGUUGCAUAACCUUAUAUCUCCUUUUUUUCUCUGCUCUUUCUUGAAGACAAAACCCUAGAUCUGAUUUUCUAGGUAGCCGAUGCAGUGUUUCGCCGUCGGCUCAGCCAGAAAAGGUUCUGUGUUCUCUUCUUCUUCUCGCUUCUUUCUCUCUCUGUCUCUCUCAGCCAAUAUGUUUGUUGUCAUGUGGCUUGGCCUUCACCGCGGCUCUGCUGGUUUGGUCUUGGAAUCGCAGCGAGGUUAGGAGAUUUAGAGGGUUUGAAGUUUCUCGGUCAGGUGUGGGUGCGGAAGCUUAGGUUUGGGGUCCAUAUCUAGGUGUCGAAGUGGAGUCUGUCUCUCUUUUAUGCCCUUCAUCCUCCUUCUCGGCGAGGGUGUGCUCCUCUCGUGGGCCUGUUCCGGUGGAGAGCUAAGCGGCUAUGGUCUAAGGGAGUGUUUCCUCGAUCACGCCUCUUGUCUCUUUCUUGGUUCUUUAAGGUCUGUCAGUUGGAUCUCACGGUGGUUUGUCUGGUGAAAUCAUCGUUUCCGGUAGGACAGAGCAGAUCUACUUCGGGUUCUCCGAUAUGGAGGCGCGUGAGACCAAGGAUCUGUGGCUUUGUUAUCCUGGGUCCUCGGUUCUGUGGCGGCGCGUUUGGUUCUGGCCAGCCUCAUGGGCUUCAUCUAGGGCCUGCUCGUGACUGCUAUUCGUGGAGUGGUGUUGGUUGUGUCUGUCUGUUUGAUUUCAGGUGCGGUGGUGCGGCGCUUCUCGGCGGUUCAUCUUCCUCAAUAAAGACUCGGCUUUGGCUUGCAUGUAUGCUUGGCCUCGGAUUUUACUGUCUGAUUGUGUUGGCUGCAGCUUUUUUUCAUCAAAUGCUGGGAAGGGAUAAAAGGGUCAAAAAAAUCUAUUAUGGACCACAUGUAUUUUUGUUUAAAAAUUAAAAAAAGAAAAAUCGAAAAUA